Enterobius vermicularis (human pinworm) is the source of this 1308-nucleotide messenger RNA. The record is from the annotation of a GenBank genome assembly. NCBI's taxonomy places the organism in Eukaryota, Metazoa, Nematoda, Chromadorea, Rhabditida, Oxyuridae.
AUGCCUGGGUCUCCUGGAACAGGGAGGGCUUUGCACUGCAUCCCCCAUAAAUGGCGUCGUAGGAAGGCGUUUUUAAAUGUAGAGCCAUGUAGAGUUUGUAACCGUCAGCUGAAUUUUUUUGCUGGAUAUGAGAAAUGCUCCUCUUGCAAGGCAAAAGUUCAUACGGCUUGUAAAUUGAAGUUAGGGGACAAUUGUGGUCUAACUGUGGACGUAUUGAAAGAAGCGUUUAGUCAUAUGUUUAAGAAGGAUUACGAGGAGGAUAAUUGGAAGCAACAGUCAGCUGCAAAACCUGAUUUUUUGAGUACAGACAGCAGUUAUCCUUGUGAUUCCCCAGACAAUAGUUCUUCCAGCCCAGGAAGUUCUACUCCAUCAACACCAGCAUAUCCUCUUAGUCAGCCUGGUACAAGCAAAGUUCGUACCUUCGCCUUUUCUGACGAUGUUCGUUACCACGCUAAAAUACCUGAAGUUGUGCCGGAGGUUCCAGAUAUCGUUAUAGAGACAGAGCAGUGCGAAUCUCCACAGCGUCUUCUUUCUUCUCAAGGGUCAGACAGCACUGUAAGAGGAGAUGGUGCAACAAGUUCGGAGGGUACAUUGCUCACAGAGUCAUAUGGCGCUAUAAGAGGUUCUUCUGGAGAUAUACCGGAUGAAAAAGAUGACUCCACCCGGAAUCACAUUCUUCAUCGCAACCGUUGGAGCAACGGGACUAUUAGGAUACCCAACAACUGGACCGAUGUUACUAUUUCUCCUGGGCAAGUUGAGAUCAAGGAACGUUCUCUGCUGGGACAUGGCAGGUUUGGUGAUGUGCAUAAGGGGAACUAUUUUGGUGACGUUGCGGUAAAAAUGUUGGAUAUGAGCCACGUUGAUGAGUCAGUUAGAGUUGAGGCUUUUAAGGUUGGUCAUUUUAUCAAUAGUUAUUUACGUGUGCCGGAGAGGUGGUUGACAUAUUUGGCUCCCGAAUUGAUUCGAAGUAUUGCGUCUGAUCUUCGUGAACUUCCGUUUUCGGAGCACAGCGAUAUGUAUUCGUUUGGAACAAUUUGGUAUGAGCUAAUGACAUACCAGUUCCCGUUUUCGAAACUUCCAAGCGAUGUAAUUAUUUAUAGAGUUGGGAAAGGUUGUACAGGAGAGCUGGUGAAUGUUAAGGCAGCUAGAGAAGUUAAGGAAAUUUUAAUGCACUGCUGGGCAUUUGCUCCGUCAACUAGAAUUUCUUUUGUAGAACUGCAAACUAUGAUUGAAAGAUUACCAAAAAAGCGUUUAACACGUAGUCCGUCUUAUCCCGUAUCGAGAAGUCAUGACUCGAUGUUUAUUUAA